Diachasmimorpha longicaudata is the source of this 1885-nucleotide messenger RNA. Its product is annotated as endoplasmic reticulum lectin 1. The coding region runs from base 154 to 1704 and encodes 516 amino acids. The transcript has 7 exons. Gene Ontology annotation, cellular component: endoplasmic reticulum lumen. Gene Ontology annotation, biological process: endoplasmic reticulum unfolded protein response; retrograde protein transport, ER to cytosol. Lineage: Eukaryota; Metazoa; Arthropoda; Insecta; Hymenoptera; Braconidae. The record is from RefSeq and is a predicted model, not a curated record.
CGUAAAACCUGCACCUAUAUUUUCCAGUUCAGCAGUAUUUUUUGAUAAAACCAAAACAUGCUGUAAGCAGUUUGGUAUCUCUCUGUGUCCUGCGACGUGUGUCAUUUGCGACAUGUAAUAACAGCCUGUGAUAAUUACUUCUAAUGUACAGAAAUGCGUAAAACAAGGACUCUCUCUUUUUUGGUUAUAUGUCAAGUGGUAUUUCUAGUGAAGUGCCUGGAGUUUUCGUCUCAUAAUGCUGAUGUACUUUAUAAAAUCAAUUGGCCAGGAAAAAUCAGCACGGAUUUACUGCAGGCACAGGACAAUCUCGAGCAGUAUCCGAUAACCACGGCCAAUAAUGAAAAAUACACAUGCAUUAUUCCAGUUGCUAAAAAGCAAGAGAAGAACAACGGUGAGCCCUACACUGGGCCCAAUCCAAUCGAACUCCUAGCUCCUCUGUUCAAUCAGAACACAUGUUCCUUCAAGCUAGAAACCUAUUGGACGUAUGAAGUGUGUCACGGCAGACAUGUUCGGCAAUACCACGAAGAGCGAGAAGGAAAAAAGGUAAAGGUGCAGGAGUUCUACCUGGGAAGACUUUCCAAGGUACAGAAAGAAAAGGUCGCCUCAAAGUACGACGAAUUAGCGAAAAAUCCCGACAAAAAGUCAGCAAUUCCCACGAAGAAGUUUGAUGGCGUUCAGAUGCCCUACGUGGAGAUCGAGAUGACAGAUGGAACAAUCUGCGAUCUCAGCAACAAACCCAGGACAAUUAAAGUGCUGUAUGUGUGCCACCCUCAGGGAAAACACGAGAUCCUAUCUUUGGAGGAGACCUCCAGCUGCGAGUACGAGGUCAUCGUUCUGUCUCCCUUCAUCUGCAGUCACCCUGACUACGGGACCAGGGAUGAGGGGGAGGAUGAGAUAAACUGCGUCCCCCAGGAUAAAGCACCCAAAAAACCGAGGGCACUUGCUGCUCUGGAGGCGGAGAGCCUCAAACUCAGGCAUCAGAAAGUCAUGGAUGAAAAGCCACAGAAACUGUAUGCGAUCUUCCGUGUUGAUAAGGACGGCCAGGACGGAGAAGCUCGAGUUAGAGUGGAAAUUCACCCAGCAGAAAGUUUGGAUAAAAAUGCAGAGGAUCUUCUUGGGUCUGUGAUCCAUAUGAAUCCUGGACAAACUUCGGGUGAUGUCACUCCUGUGCAGAGUUUUCUAAGUGGAAAGCAUUGCUUGAAUGGGGGCAAUGGCUGGUGGAAGUACGAGUUCUGUUAUGGAAAAACAGUAAUGCAGUACCACGUGGAGAGAGAUGGGUCCAAGACAACGGUGGAUCUGGGUAAAUUCGACAAGCAGAAACACAUUGAUUGGAUGGAGGUACAUCCUCAGAAGAGGCCGAAGCCUGUGGGGCAGAGGAAACAGCUCUCUCACUUCUACAGUGACGGUAGUGUCUGCGAUAAGACUGGAAAAUUACGUCAGACUGAGGUGCGACUGAAGUGCGUGGAGAGCACUUCAGGAAGCCCGUCCAGUGUGUCCUUGUUCCUCCUCGAGCCCAGGACCUGCGAGUACAUUCUUGGUGUGGAAUCUUCCCUGAUCUGCAAAAUCAUAGACUACGCAGAUAACAAUGGGCUCAUCCUCGAUGCAGCCACCAUAAACUUUGACGACUUGAAAGCUACGUCGGGGGAAACUCUUCAGAAACCAGAGGAUCCAGAGCCUCGGAAGAUUAUUCACGACGAACAUUAAUUUUUCAUAAAGCGAUACAAAAUUUCUGCAGUUUGUACUCAAUACAGGAUUUUCAUUGUGCUCCACGAAAUUCAGGACAUAAAAAUCUACGUUAACUCUUUUUAUAUACAAAAAAGUCUUGUAUCACUGAAAAUGUACAUACUUGAAAAUAAAAUAAUAAAUUAUCACUGGACAUUCAAAA